CGUAAGUAUGUGAUCGUUACGUAAUUAACCAGCUUUCGGACUCUGUUUCACUUGCUGGCUCGCCAUCUCUCUCUCUCUCUCUGAUUCUGGCAGCAGUGGUGGGCUGGUGGCAAAGCAAGAAAGCGAAAGCAUGGCUUCCUAUUUGCUUCUCUGGAUGCUCUUUUGCUUCCUCAACUUAGGCCUCCUCGCUAUCGUCUUCCACGCGCUGUUGGCCUUGACAGACAUGGAAGCAGACCAACUUGACCCAUUUGAAGCUACAGCUCGAGUCAAUAGGUUCGUGUUGCCUGAGUUCAUUCUACAAUGGAUCUUAUGCUUUCUCUUCCUCAUCACUGGUCACUGGGUCAUGGUUCUCAUUUCACUCCCCAUUGCCUGCUUUCAUUUGACGCUCUACUUGAAAGGUAAGCAUCUCGUCGAUGUCACUGAAGUGUUCCGGAGUCUUGAUCGCGAGAAGAAGCAUAGGGUGAUCAAGCUAGGUAUCUACUUGGUCUUCCUAUGCAUUACCAUCUUCAGGGUGGCUCUGGUUAAGUUUGAUACUCUGAGAAAUGCAGCAGCCGAUCCCGUGUAUUUCAGGUGAUCAAUGGUAGCUGGUUGAUAACAGUGGAUAUGAGAGAUGCUGUUGGUACAUAUUUCUGGUACUGCAGCUGCCCUCCUCACUGUUGUUAGAUAGAGGAACACGUUGACUAUGUUUGUGUGGCUUAUUUAUUUGAGAAGAUAUGGAAGUGUUUGGCCAUGAAAUGGACAAGCUUUUGUUAGAAUGUUGUACUAAAGCUUAGUUCUAAUCUUACGUGUGAAAGCUCUGAACUUCCUGAUAUAAGUUGAUUGGUAUUUAUGCACAAAGAAGUUUAUUGUGAUAAGUGCUAGGGAUUCAUGAUUAUGCUAAUGGCCUUCAACUUGGAAAGGAGAAGAAGUUGUUGAAGCAAAACAGGUAUGAUAAGAACACCAGCACCUUGAUCCUUAAUGGUCAUGAGACGAACUAUGAGUUGCAAAAGAAGAUUGGAUUUGCUAUGAGAUGCAUGGCGCCGAGAUUAAACAAAACAAAGCCCUCAACCAUUUAAUUAUAAUAAUCUCUCAUCAUUUAGGAAUGAUAAGAGGCAAAUGAAAUCACCCUGUAAGAUGCCAUAGUGCGUUUUCAACCAAAAUUAACUGAAUUUUGAAGCAAAGAACAGAGCACAUCUUUCACGUAUAUUAUGGGACAUCGAAUAAUAUGUAAAAUUCUUAAAAAAAAAAAAGAAUAAUAUGUAAAAGAAUCAAAAGUUAGUAUAUUUUCACUCAUUGUUUCCAGUCAUUCAUACCAGUUGACGUCCGCCAAAAAACCACAUCUGCGGCGUCAGGGGGUAUGAACAAAACUUAAUACGAUUUUUUGACAGUUACACGAUUAAGAUUUUUUUUUCUCGAAAAUAAUACCUCUAAGUUCAAAAUUAAUGAUAUUAUCACUAAAUCAAACUCUUAUUUGUUUCUUCCUCAUAAUUUGUUUCUUCCUCAAGGGCCAAUUGUGUUAGAGGCAAGGAACGUUGCCUCAAUGUGACUUGCUUUUGAUGAAAUAUACACCAGAAUUUUAUAUUAAUUUUUAUAUUAGCUAAAUCUUUUUCAUAUUAAUUUUUAUUAGUCAAACCUAUUGAUAUACUAAAAAUUAGUCAAAUGUUAACUUUUAGUUAACAAUUUUGUUAGUAAUAUUAACUUGGCAACAUGAUACUGACUUGGAAGAGACACAUGAAUGCCAACAUUCCAAAAUUUUAGUAAUUAACUAAGAAAAGAGUUACAAAAUUAUUAACGAUAAAGUAAAAAUGGCUAAUAAUUUGAUGCAUUACAAAAGAUUUGAUUAAUUAGUAGCAUUUUAAUAGGUUUGGCUAAUAAAAAAGAAUCUAAAAAAGAUUUGGCUAAUAAAUAGUCAUUAUUCUAAAAAAAUCAUAUAGAAAAACUAUUAGAAUAAUUUAUUUCCACAGCAGCCAGAUCACUGUACACCCAGACUGUUUUUCCUAUUCAUCCAAACUGAAAAUUUCUGUUCACUUCACCCUGAUUGGUUGGCCAUCUGUCCUAGGCCCGUCUUCCUUCAGUCGAUGAUUUGGGUGGCACGUGUCUCUCCUUUCCCCAUUUGAGCCUGCAUUGGAGCGAUGCGUUUCGCCAUUUUUUCUGGCCUGCAUUUGGCUUUUAAAUAGUGCAUCAUCUGUUUAGGUUUCUCCAAUGUCUGCACAAGAAGGUUUUACAAUCUUAUGAAAACAAUUCCAUGGGCUGUUUUCCAUUUCCAUUUCAAUCUUAACACCAAAUUCAUUAAACCUCAAAGCAACAUCCCCAUUCCUGUAUUUUUCAUAUGCAACCUGGCAUCAUGAUGAAGUUCAAUGAUGGUUUUUUUUUUUUAAUAUUGGGAUAAAUUUGGUUGUACAUGUGUUCUCGAUGACAAGGUUGGAAGAUACUAAAUGGUUAUGUUUUUGUCAUUUCUACUUAAUUUAGGAGUCACUUGGUUUUCUUAGAUUUAAACGACAAACCGCUUUCUUCUAUUUUUCGCAUCUUAUAGGUUGUAAGUCAUACAAUACAAUUGAUUGGUUUACAACCUAUAAUAAAGAUUUGUCAAAUAA
Molecule: messenger RNA, 2573 nt
Organism: Linum trigynum
Lineage: Eukaryota; Viridiplantae; Streptophyta; Magnoliopsida; Malpighiales; Linaceae
Source: the annotation of a GenBank genome assembly